AUGGACGUGCUCGAGCACUUGACCGGAAUUCGCAGUCUGUUGGCAUUGUGGAUCGUCUGCGGGCAUUACAUGCCGGCGGCGUCUACUCUAGGCGUGCUUCAAGCUGCGACUUGCCGUUCUUUCAUGGCGGUAGAUGUUUUUGUAGUGAUGAGCGGCUUUGUCACACAGUGGUCCUAUGGCAAGCGGUUGCGAAGCGGUCAGCUGAGUAUUGGACGUUUCUACAUCCGCCGCCUGUCCUACAUUAUCGUAACAACCUACGUGGCCAUGGUUGCAAGCAUCCUCGUCGUCCUGGCCGUGCCAGCAUACAGAAACAGCUUCAUGCCGAGCGCUUGGACUACAUUAAGUUGCUUUGCGUUUGUGGCUCAUUGGAUCCGCCCUUCUACGUGGUGCCCGGCACCUCCAUCAUGGACCAUUGAAGCCUUGAUCCCGAGCUGGCUCCUGUAUCCCUUCUUGCGGGAGCUUGUUGAACGGGUUGAUGCUAAGCAUGGGCGUUGUGCACUUCUGAUCACCGCAGUGUUGGUGCAUCUGGUGUCCUUUGGGCCACUUUAUACCUUGUACAUCCAUCAGGGACAGCAGCUUACAUGGGGUCAGUACGCCACUGGUUUCAUGUGGCCGCCAGCGCAGCUGGGUGAUUUCGCAAUUGGCGUCAUCACGGCGUACUGCUGUCAGAAAGAGGAUGAUCGGAAGCGCGACGAGGGAGAGGGAUGGAGUGCGGUUGCCAAGGCGGUCCUGGCCGAUCUCUCCUUGUUGCUUUGCGUGGGAUUGGUCCUUCUUUUGCCUGUUCCUUUGAGCCACGCAGAGUGUGAGACCAACUCCAACGCUCUCCUCACACACGCCCUGGCCUUGCCGAUCGCUUUGUUCAUGUACGGCUCUAGGAAAGGCGGUCUUGGCGCUUACUUUCUGAGCCACACAGCACUCGUCUCUCUGGGAAAGUACAGUUUCGAAGUGUAUCUCUUUCAGUGGCCUUUGCUCGCAGUUUUUCGUCAGCUUUGUCAGCAGUGGCCCUUGGCACCGGAUACUUUUAUGGCUUUCUUGCUGCUUCUGUGGCUCGUUGCCGGGCUGUAUGUUGAAGCUAUUGCGCCAGUCAUAACGGACAUAGUGCGCAGCUUCUCAGCUUGA
Symbiodinium sp. CCMP2592 is the source of this 1119-nucleotide messenger RNA. Lineage: Eukaryota; Dinophyceae; Suessiales; Symbiodiniaceae. The record is from the annotation of a GenBank genome assembly.